Messenger RNA from Cryptomeria japonica (Japanese cedar), 1670 nucleotides. Its product is annotated as UDP-glycosyltransferase 91D1-like. Gene Ontology annotation, molecular function: UDP-glycosyltransferase activity. The transcript has a single exon. NCBI's taxonomy places the organism in Eukaryota, Viridiplantae, Streptophyta, Pinopsida, Cupressales, Cupressaceae. The coding region runs from base 118 to 1521 and encodes 467 amino acids. The record is from RefSeq and is a predicted model, not a curated record.
AUAAGAGUUAUGAAUAAGGAUGCACGGACUGCUAGCUUCUGUGGUUCAUAGUCGUCCAUCAUCUAAUCGAUAAUCACGCCCGACAAUUUAAACGAGCAAUCGGACUAUCUCGCUACAAUGGAAAGCUUGAGAUCUGAUUUCGGUAGCACGGAAGCAGAGAUGCGGCAGCUCCAUGUUAUGAUGGUUCCUUGGCUUUCAAAAAGCCACAUCAGAGCCUUCUUAGAGCUGGCCAAAAAAUUGGGUGCUCACGGUCUCAAGAUUUCCUUCCUCUCCGCUCCCCUCAAUAUCAGAUGGAUUAGGCAGCAGUUACAGCCCAUCCCUGAAAUCGAUCUGCUGGAGCUUCCGCUGCCCUCCAUAGAUGGACUCCCGGAAGGCGUUGAGUCAACUGCAGAUUUGAAGCGUGGAGGAACAUUUGGCCUACUUCUCAAAGCCAUGGACGAGUGGGAAAAGUCAUUCGAAGCCCUUUUGGAACGGAUUUCACCGGAUUUAGUAAUCCACGAUAUGACACAGUACUGGGUUUCUCCCAUUGCCGCCAAAAUGGGCAUUCCCACCAUAUUUUUCGUCAUAACGUCUGCCUCCAGUACAGGUUUCCUUCUAGGCCAAGAAGCCACCGUUGUAGAGAAAAGUACAAUAGUCCCAGAUCUGACAGUGCCGCCCCCUGGUUUCCCCUCGGCGCACGUCCGCCAUUCAUCUUUUGGGGCACGGAAGCACAGGGAUAUAUUCCAAAAGAAGGAAGGGCACGUUAAUAUGCCAGAGCGGUGGAGUAUGUGCUUUAAGGGUAGCUGGGUGAUAGCCUUCAAUUCAUGCGUAGAAUUAGAAGGCAAAUACUUGGAAUAUCUAGAAAGGACAACCGGCAGGUCCGUGCUUCCCGUGGGGAUGCAGAUGCCCGAUCUAACGCCGCUACCGGCAGAUGAGCGUUGCUUGGCCUGGCUGGAUGUGCAGAAACCCCAUUCGGUGGUGGUGGUCUCCUUUGGCAGCGAAUGUAUUCUCACCCAGCAAGAGCUCGCUGCCUUGGCACUGGGCUUAGAAGAAAGUAAGCUUCCUUUUCUCUUUGUUCUUCUCCACCAGAUGGCUGCUGCGUUGCCCCACGGUUUUGUAGAGCGCACGCAAAGAAGAGGACUUUUGGUGACGGAGUGGGCUCCUCAGUUACACAUUUUGGCCCAUUCUUCUACAGGAGCGUUCCUCAAUCAUUGCGGUUGGAUCUCAGUGUCUGAAGGAUUGAGGUUUGGGGUGCCAUUUGUUACUCUUCCACUGCAGUACGAACAGGGCUUAAAUGCUAAGCUCAUAGCCCAGGAACUCAAGUUGGGGGUGGAGGUCAGGAGAAAUGAGGAGGAUGAUUCUUUUUCCAAGGAAGACAUCUGUAGAGCUGUUUGCACAUUAAUGGUGGAAGAGGAAGGUAGACAGAUCAGAUCUCGCGUUCAAGAGAUUAGUAGAGACUUGACCAGGAACGAUAGCCAAAUCUAUCGGGCAAACAUCCAAAGUUUCGUUUCUCUAAUCAAACAAAAGGUGUCCUGCAAAUAGGCUUUUUACUAGUACCAGCACUGAUCAAUUGGUAUGAUAGCAUCAAUAUUUACGCUUGUAUCACUUAAAAUAUUAAAUAUUUAAGACUUUUAAAAGUGUUCAUGAUAAGUUAUUGGAUUUUAAUAGAUGAACUUAAUUGUUUUUAUGAA